Molecule: messenger RNA, 756 nt
Organism: Lindgomyces ingoldianus
Lineage: Eukaryota; Fungi; Ascomycota; Dothideomycetes; Pleosporales; Lindgomycetaceae
Exons: 2
Coding region: 1-756 (251 amino acids)
Source: RefSeq, a predicted model, not a curated record
AUGACUGCCAGUACCGCCUGGGUCGAUGGCCCUUUCCAACUAUUGGAAACACCUUCUGCAACGAAAAAUGUGGAUGAUCAUCCCGCUCAUUACAUCGCAAACGAGGUGGCAUUUGCCCAUAAUGCUAUGCUACGAGGACCGAAUGCUAUUUAUCUCCAGGCGCCGCAUAUCAGUGCUACAGAUAUUUCCGACUUUCUUUUCUUUGUUGCCUCAUGGUCCGCAUGGGUGGUGCACCACUAUACCAUUGAAGAAGACAAAAUGUUCCCACUAUUUGAAUCAGUCUCUGGAGUCAAGUCUCUUCGGCAGAACGUCGAACAGCAUCAUGCUUUCUCUGGUGGGCUCGCUGAACUCAAUAAAUACGCAACCACUACCUCAACAGAAGGGUACUCGGGCCCCAAAGUUCAGGAGAUGAUCAGAUCGUUCGGAAGCACCCUCCGAACGGAUCUUGGGGACGAGAUUGACACUCUUUGGGCUAUGGACUCCGUUCCAGCGAAUACAGCUGGAAGUGAGCGACUGCUCUCAAUCUACAAGCAGUGUGAGGCAGAAGCUGGAAAACAAGACAAGGCAAUCGUGCCACCAAUGGUACUUGGGUUGUGUGACCGAACCUUUCAAGGUGGAAAUGAUUGGCCAAAAAUGCCUUUGGGAUCGGCUUGGAUCGUGCAUUACAUGUUUGGGAGGAAGCAUCGUGGAUCUUGGAGGUUUCUUCCGAGUGAUACUUGGAGAAACCCUAAGAAGCUUUAUGCUCUAGGUGAAUGA